This is a messenger RNA of Phyllopteryx taeniolatus (common seadragon), 2971 nucleotides long. RefSeq names its product NADPH oxidase 1 (gene nox1). Gene Ontology annotation, molecular function: superoxide-generating NAD(P)H oxidase activity. The record is from RefSeq and is a predicted model, not a curated record. Gene Ontology annotation, biological process: superoxide anion generation; defense response. Bases 113 to 1810 code for a protein of 565 amino acids. Gene Ontology annotation, cellular component: NADPH oxidase complex; plasma membrane. The transcript is spliced from 13 exons. Lineage: Eukaryota; Metazoa; Chordata; Actinopteri; Syngnathiformes; Syngnathidae.
ACUUCCUUGUGUGCCAGAUCACACACCCACUUGGCGGGAGGAGCCUGCAUCCUUUAAAAGUGGCGUCGGCGCGGCGCUUGAUGUGAGGUGCGGGUGACUGCGGGCGUUCAAGAUGGGCAACUGGAUUAUUAACAAUGGCGUUACGUGCGUCACGCUGGUGGUGUGGCUGGGCAUCAACAUCUUCCUCUUCGUCUGGUUCUAUCUCUUCUACGACUUGGGGGAUCAGUUCUUCUACACGCGCCAUCUCCUAGGGUCGGCUCUGGCCUGGGCGAGGGCCCCCGCCGCCGUGCUGAACUUCAACUGUCUGCUGAUCCUCCUCCCCGUGUGUCGCAACCUGCUGUCACUCAUCCGCGGCUCCCUCGUGUGUUGCAGUCGUAGUUGGAGGAAGCAGCUGGACAAAAAUAUCGACUUCCAUAAGCUGGUGGCCUACACGAUUGCCCUCAUGACAGCCGUGCACGUCAUCGCCCAUCUCCUGAACGUGGAGUGGUACAACAACAGCAGACAAGGCGACUACGACGCGCUCAGCACGGCGCUGUCCGACCUGCAGGACGCGGACAACACCACCUACCUCAACCCCAUUCGCAUCACGAGCCUUGAUCCGCAGCAAAUUCCCACUUACUUGGUGUUCACCACCAUCGCCGGCGUCACGGGGGUCAUCAUCACGCUGGCGCUCAUCCUCAUCAUCACGUCGUCCAUGGAGGUCAUCCGCCGCAGCUACUUCGAGGUCUUCUGGUACACGCACCACCUCUUCAUCAUCUUCUUCGCCGGCCUCGUCUUUCACGGCGCAGGGCGCAUCGUGAGGAGUCAGAGCAACGAGCGGCUGCACAACUUCACCAUCUGCAAGGACCGCAUCGCCGAGUGGGGGCGCAUUCCGCAGUGCCCCGUGCCGCAGUUUGCGGGUGGCUUUCCGCAGACUUGGAUGUGGGUGAUCGGCCCGAUGAUCAUCUACCUGUGCGAGCGGCUGCUGCGGUUAGUCCGCUACUUGCAGCACGUCCGAUACCGAAAGAUCGUGAUGCAUCCGUCCAAGGUGCUGGAGUUGCAGCUGGUCAAGAGCGGCUUCAAGAUGGAGGUGGGCCAGUACGUGUUCCUCAACUGCCCGGCCAUCUCGCAGCUGGAGUGGCACCCGUUCACCAUGACCUCGGCCCCCGAGGAGGACUUCUUCAGCGUGCACAUCCGCUCGGCGGGAGACUGGACCGAAAAACUCAUCAGCAUCAUGCAGGAGCUGCCCGAGGGAGCGCAGGGGCCCAAAAUGGGCGUGGACGGGCCCUUCGGCACGGCCAGCGAGGACGUGUUCGACUACGACGUGGCCAUGCUGGUGGGCGCGGGAAUCGGCGUCACCCCCUUCGCCUCCAUCCUCAAGUCCAUCUGGUACAAAUUCAAGCAGUCCAACCCCAUUCUGCACACCCGGAAGAUCUACUUCUACUGGCUGUGCCGAGAAACCAACGCCUUCGAGUGGUUCGCCGACCUUUUGCAGGUCCAAGAGAGGGAGAUGGAGGAGAGGGGCAUCGGGGACUUCCUUACCUACAAGCUCUUUCUGACCGGAUGGGACCAGAGCCACGCCAAUCACGCCAUGGUGCAUUUUGACCAGGAGACCGACGUGGUCACUGGUCUCAAACAGAAAACUCACUAUGGAAGACCCAACUGGGACAAGGAGUUUGAGCAAGUCCGCAAAGAGAACCCCACAGCUGUUGUGGGGACGUUCUUGUGUGGCCCGGUGGUUUUGGCCAAGGUCUUGGCAAAGAAGUGUGCCAAAUACUCGGACGUGGACCCGCGCAAGACAAAGUUCUACUUCAACAAGGAGAACUUCUGAGCUGGGGAAGAACAGCAGCAGCAGUUUCCUUUGGCAAGACCUGUUGGGGAAUGUUCCUCAGCGCUAAUUAAGAAAGACACACGCUUAAAAAAAACGUUUGACCACAAAAGUUUCUACUUUUGGUUGAGUUAACACCACAAACGUAUUUAAAGUCACUAGAGCAGGGUCUUCUAAACAACUCAAAAGCCCUGAAAUUGUAGCUUACAAGAAAAGUCGCAGAUUUACACUUACUUAUUACUUAAUAAUAACGAGAUGAAAUCACACUAUAGGGAGAACAAAAGUGUCGGAAUUGAAAAAUAUAAUUACAUUGCCACAAAAAAAGAUGAUUUCCCAGAUAAACUAUUAAUUUUAAAGGAAUGAAGUGACAAGACUGAGGCAAAAAAACAAGUUAUAUUUUAAACUCGUGGCAAUAUUGUGAGAAAAGUCAGAUUAAAAGAAUUUUUUAAAUGUAAGUCACAUUACAUAAAGUUUGUUUAAAAGUAUAGUCACAAUAUUACAAAAAAAAAAGUCAUUACUGUAAAAAGUUAUUUUUAAAAUUACAGUAAAAAAAUCUCUUGGAAUUUUAAAAGUCUUAUUAUUACAAGAAUAAGUGAAUUUUAAAAGAAUGUUACAAGAAACGACAAUCGUAAUUUCAAAAGAAUUAAGUUGUGUUAUCAGGAGAAAAAUUGUAAUUUUAAAAGAAUUCACAUUAUUCUGAGAAUAAAAUAGAUUAAACUGACCUCCAUGUUGCAGUCCAGUUUACAUUUUGUAAUGUACAUACUUAUUUUGCAUUAAAGUAGUUACCUGCUUUCGCGUUUGUCAUGUGAUCAAGGCCAUUAAAUAAACAAACAUGCACUUUCUUUUUGUAAAUACGAGCAUUUAUUUCUAAAGAGCUAUGAAUGAAUGAUCACACCCUCACAGUUACUGCGAAACAAAACUUGCUGUAAAAGCAUCCGACUCCGAAGUGAGGAGGAAGAAGGGAAAAGUCGAGCGGCGUGUGAUUAACGAUCCACUCUGGCCAAUGGCAGUCGUGUUGAAACUCCUUUUUAAAUGAAGAAUUAUAUUUGCAUUACUGUUGUCUUUACACUGAAAGAAAUAAAAUGCUCAAGUUUUUUUGUAACUUUUUUUUUUUUUUAUUAUUAUUGAUGAGCGAUGGGGACAAAUAAAAGGAUGAUGUGGUGA